UAAUUCGGGCAUCAUCACAUUAAAGCUGAUCAGCGAUCGGCCGUCCUGUCGAAAGGCACGACGAGUUAUUCACAAAUAGUUAGUUCUGCUUUUAUCGCUCCGCCCGAGGCCGUGAUCCAUUAAUCGUCUUGCCCUUAAUCACCGGGCGAAUCAGACGAGAGCUGCAAGUUGGGCGCAACUUUGAAUCCGGUACCGGCGAGCGUCGUUUGACGCUUCCCAAACAUCCCACAGUCUAAAAGGGAGCGGGGUUUAAGAUAGGUAAAGUAAAUACGACGACUUUCCGCGGAACAGAUAUCGAUUUGUAGACACUUUUGUCCAAAGCGCGCGGAUGAGGACCGCUCCGGGAGAGUAGGACAACGACCGAGCGAAGAAAACGCGUUCAGUCUUUAGUCUAGGCUGCGACCGGACAGAGACCUGAGGUUUAUGUUGAUACGGUCCGUCCAUUCUUCUUUAAUCUCAGUGCUUUAAGCUGAUUUAUGUUCGAUCCGCUGCCCACUCGAGCAGUUCAAAGCGCGCCUCGAUGCGCGUAAUUGUUGCACUCAGUCGGAGUAUUGAAGGGUUCGGUCCAGCGCCUGAUGCCCAUCCGAACUGCCUGACAAGUUCAAAUUAACAACUGGACAUCUGAUUAUCUUCAGUUUACCUGACACCUUUCGAUCAAUGGGGGACCUGGAUAAGUGUUCUCUUGGGGAUCGCGCUUUCUGUUAAACUCAUACCGCACUGCUUAUAUUGAAAUCGGUACACCUUAAACAAAACUAUGAUGUUUUUCAAAUCGCUUUUUCCACUGAUGUCCAUCGUUUUGAUACAAGGUGUUCAUGGUCAGAUGGUCCAGAUGGACAGCAGUAAGUCAGGAUUUGUGGGCUCACAGGUAGAGCUACGCUGUCAGUUUGUCAACAGCAACCCACCUGUAAAAAUCUCUCAGGUCACGUGGCAGAAGCUGGUCAACGGCACUAAGCAGAACGUCGCCAUCGCCAAUCCAGCCCUGGGGGUGUCCGUACUGAACCCCUUCAAAGAGCGUGUGCGCUUCAAGAACCCUGCCGUCCGCCAGCGCACGCCUUCCCUGGAGGACACCACCAUCGUCUUCAACAAACUAAAACUGACAGAUGAAUCCACCUACAUCUGCGAGUACACAACCUUCCCAGCUGGCAACAGGGAGAACAUGGUUAAUCUCACUGUUUAUGCUCGCCCUAUGAUCCAGAUGAGUCUUUCCACACCCUCAAUAGUGGCAGGAACCAAAGAUCUGAAGAUGACUGUUGCCACGUGCGUUUCUGCCAAUGGGAAGCCACCAAGUGUGAUCACAUGGGAAACUGAUUUAAAUGGAGAAUCCAACACCCAGGAGAUACGCAACCCUGAUGGGACUGUUACAGUGCGCAGUGAUUACUUGGUGGUUCCCAGUCGAGAAAUACACCAACAGUUGCUCACCUGCGUCUCCACAUAUAAUGAGGAACAAUACACAGACAGUGUUACACUCAACAUUCAGUAUGAACCAGAGGUGAUAAUAGAAGGCUUCGAUGGGAACUGGUAUUUGAACAGAGAAAAUGUCCAGCUCACCUGCUUGGCUGAUGCCAACCCAUCCAUCUCAUUGUUUCAGUGGAGAUACUUGAAUGGAACUAUGCCGAGCACAGCAGAGCUUCGUGACGAUGUGCUGAUCUUUAAAGGUCCUGUAACCUAUGACCUCGCAGGCACGUACGUCUGUGACGCCAGCAACAGCAUCGGCACAGGAUCUGCGUCCGUCGAAGUCAUUGUCACAGAAUUCCCUAGCUAUCCACACGAGGUGUCUCAGGAGCCACAGCAAGCUUUCGCCAUCAUUGGUGGAGCUGUUGUUUGUGGCACAGUGCUGUUGGCUGCCAUUACGCUGCUGGUAGUGUUUUUAUACCGCCGGAGAUGCAUGUUUAAAGGAGAUUACAGUACCAAGAAGCAAAUCCUUGGAAAUGGUUACAGCAAGGCUGGCAUCGUGCCGUCACACCCCUCAUUACCUCACAAUCUGACCUUCUCCGAAGACUCAGAUGAAGAGAAGAAGCUGGAAAUUUAUAGAGGCUCCAGUAUCUUAGGAAGAAACGUUCAGGAGUUCCACAACUGCCAUGACAGCCAAAUGAAGGCCUACCACAUGGGACUGAUCGAGGACCAUGAGAGAUGUGGACAUAGUGAGCAGACUUAUAUUUAUGAUUACGGAUCUGAGGUGGAGGUUUCAGUGGACAUGAUUCCUCAGAUGGACGGCUCCGUCAUCUCUAAAGAAGAGUGGUAUGUCUAGGACUCAAGACUUUGAGCUUCUCAGCAUGGGCUUUUCGGCAUCUUCUUGUUCCUUCUCAUCUUCUUCCUUUUGAAACAGGGUUUGGGAUCCACACUGACAAUGGAUUCAAUUCAUCUAGAGAACAUUGUUGACAUGAAAAUUUAAGCUGAUGAUGGAUGUUUAGAGAUUGACCAACGAAUGGUCAUGUUGCUGAUGUUGCCUGAUAAAAUAUCUCUGUUUCAAAACCUUGUGAGCUGUUUACAGCAGUUAUCGUAAUUAUGCAUAGCCUCUGGAAAUCCCUCAUUUUAGUCACAUUCUAAAUAAGUUAGAUUUCUACUUAAAAAUAGCAAUAUACAUAUUUAAGUAUAAUUAUUUUACCAAAUAUUUGUGCUUGUAUAUGUGUACUGUGCUGUGAGCUUAGCAACAGGCUAACUUUAAACUCUAUUGAAAUUGCUAUUGAUUUGUGUUCUUCUUUACCCUUUACAAAAUUAACCAGUGUUUUACUACACUAAUUAGUUUAACCAUGGUAUUGAAAAGCUGAGGAAAAUAAGUUUUCCAUAUGGUUUGGACAAUAUUUGGCCCACAUACAACUAUUUUAAAAUUUGGAAUCUAAAUAUAGCCUAGAGAAAAUCUUAAACUAAAAUUAAACUAAAUUAAAGUUGUCCAAAUGAAGGCCUUCGUAAUACAUUAUUACUCCAAGACGUUUUGAUAUAUGGAAAUUUACAAUAUAUAUAAAAUAGAACAGGAUCCUUAUGUUGUUUAGGAUCCUGGCUUACAGGGUUUUCGAAUAGUGCUGUUAGCUUAGCAACAUGCUAAGUUCAAAAUGUAUUGGAAUCGGUUGUAAGUUGUGUUAAAACUGUGCAAUGUGUCAUGUGACACACUUAAUUUCUACCCAUGUUCAUGUUGAAUCACAAGGCUUUGUUACAGUGUUAUUAGCUUAGCAACAUGCUAACUUCAUAAAAAUCAUUGGCUUGUGUUCUGUGCGGAGUGUGAAGUUAGCAUGCUGUUUGCUUAGCAACAUGCUAACUUCAAAAUCUACUGAAAUUGUAAUUUAGGACAGAGCACAAUUUACGUGGGACUAAGUUUCUAUGAUGGUGUCCUAAAUCAGUUAUUUUCCAUUACACUUAGGACACUGACUCACUAGGUUUUGUAACAGAGUUAUCUCUAACAUAAACUAGGCAUUUGGAAGAGAAUACAUGUCUUGACAGUGCCGUUGUAUUGAGAAAGAAUUUUCGCCUCGGGAUAGUGUUUACUUAAGAGCAGUUGAAACUUCACUUAUAAAUUGUGAACAUCUUACACUGUGUAUAUAAUUUUGUGCAUGAUUCAUGGAGACUUUGUUUCAUCAGAUACUGUGUUUUUUGUUUAUUGAAUUUCUGGCUGCUGAAAUCACAAGUUGUAUAAUACAGUACAACAAACUGCACUGCAGUAGUAAAAUACCACCUAUAAAGAAUAUAGACGUGUAUAUAAACACACAAUCACACAAGUAAAAUAUUGUUGUAGCUUUUAUCAGUGAUUCUCUGUGUCUCAGUGGCUGGAAUCUACAAUAUGACUUCUUAUGAGUUAUUUAAGAUGUUAUAAAAAAACAUUGUACUAUAUAAGUGCUUCGAAAUGCUAAAUUAUUUCAUUUUCAUGACGCAGAGGAACAAACUGGUUGAAUGUUACAUUGGUCUCUUGCAAGUGGUGUUCAGUUAAUGUACUGUACUUCCAUAUGACGUGCUGUAAAAUUUCUAAUACAAUGUGUUUUGUGCUAAUUGGAAAUAGUGUUUUUUUAUUUGUAGAUUUAUUCUAGCAGCAAAGAGGUCAUUCUCACAAUAAUGAUGGAAAUUGCCCUAAUGGUCCAGUAACAGAAAUCUGUUAACAUUGCUUAAUUUAUUCAGGAAACUGUUGAGGUGUUUUUAUAUCCUUUAUGAGUUAAACCUUAUCAUGCUGCCAAGAACAACAUAUUCAGAUACAUGGUGUUUGCUUUUUGCUGUUCUUCUGUAAUUUGUAUUUAUUGUGAAAUCACAAGUGUUAAUGAGUCUUGUGAAUUCUCUGCUGACGUAAAUAUAAAUGUAUAAAUCAAUUCAGUUACGAUCAAGAUUUACCUAUAGUGACUUCUUUGUCUCAUUAUGAAUAAUGUUUUGCUUCUAAUAUAUCAGAAUCAAUAAAUGAAUAAGCACA
Puntigrus tetrazona (Sumatra barb) is the source of this 4387-nucleotide messenger RNA. RefSeq names its product nectin cell adhesion molecule 1a (gene nectin1a). Gene Ontology annotation, biological process: homophilic cell-cell adhesion; heterophilic cell-cell adhesion; protein localization to cell junction. The coding region runs from base 755 to 2248 and encodes 497 amino acids. Gene Ontology annotation, cellular component: adherens junction. The transcript is spliced from 6 exons. Lineage: Eukaryota; Metazoa; Chordata; Actinopteri; Cypriniformes; Cyprinidae. The record is from RefSeq and is a predicted model, not a curated record.